AGGGGUGUCCAAAAUGCGUAGGGGGUUAGAAAAGCUCUGUUCCCCCAGGAAAUUUCUUGGGUAAUCUCUGCAGCUUGAUUUCCUGCACGUUUGGGGACACCUAUUGAAGUAUCCCAUCAAAAUGGACGAGUCUGUUGUGAGAAUGUUAUGUCCACGCUACGCUAAAUUUUUCGAGAUUUUAAUGUGUUCCCUCAAACCUUUAUCCGCUUGAUGCUAAAAUAUCGAAGCAGAGGUAUGAAAUAGAAACUAUUUAGUGUUUAGAACUAUAAUAUUUUUCAGUAGUAGGAUACUACAGGAUAGUUUGAAAGAUCGUUUCAAAUUUUACAGUUAUGCGAAUGUUUGUCAGCGGUACUUUUAAAGAACAAUAUAAACAGUUAGCAUCAUUAGAUUCAAAAUAUUUUUGCAAUUUGCAAAAAAUUUUGCUGCUUGUAGCACAAAGUAACAAUGUAUUUCUCCUCUGUGUUGAGGCGCGUUUUCGGGGGCCUGUGCAUUGAUCCCAAUGUGUAACCAUAGCAACAGUCAUCAACGACAAAACAUCAAUGGCUACAACACAAGUUUUACAUGGAAGACGAGAAGGACAAAUAAGAGGAAGAAUGGGGGACAAUCCAGUGUCUAUUAUACCAAGUGGAGUUGAUGCUCGUGAGGUGACGGUUCUUCAACCUAAUGAUUGGAAAAGGAUCCAAGAUGUAUUAUCAAAAACUAACUAUGAAGCCCAAAGGCAGGAAGCUAUUCAAAAAGAAAGAGAGGAAUUGCACAACAUCUCGGCAAAUAUGGUGAAGAACUGGGGAAAUACUAUUGAGGGACAAAGACUCCAAAAGCUAAAGGCAAGGAAAAUAAAGGAAGAUAAGGAAGAGGAGGAAAAAAAAUUGAUAGAUAUUGAAGAGGCAAAGCAUCAAGCACAAAAAAGAAAAGAUGCUAUUGAGAGAGCAAAAACCUUACAGUACCACAAAACAGAUAGAGUUAAAGGUUAUCAUAGUGCACUAUUAUUGACUGAGGUAUUAAGAGAACGAGAUGCUCAGGUUAAGAUGAAAAAUAAGCAGGCAGAAGCAACAAAGAACAGAGAUGAUCAUUUGAUCGAACUUCAAAGGAAACAAUAUGAGGAAGGUAUUCUUCAGGAUCAAGAAAAAGCACUCAAAAGAUAUAAUGCAAGACAGCAAAUUCGCGACUUCCAGCAACUGCAGAUUAAAGAAAAAGAUGAAGUAAAAGUUGAAGAAAAAGAACUUGAUUUUGCUAAGGGUGAGAACAUUAAGGAACAAGUGGCUAUGUACAAGGCUGCAAAGGCAACAAUCGAAGAGCAGCGACGAGAGCAAAAACGUUCUUUGAUGGAGAGUCACAAAAAAGCAAUGCGAGAUAGACAGAUAUUUUUGGAGAAAGAACGGCAAAAAGACGAGGACGAAAAUGAAGAAAUUCGUCAAUUUGCAAUCGCUAAGAAGAAAAUGUCAAAGAUGAGGAAAGAAAAGGAAGUUGAAUUGUUCGAAACAUUUCAAGAGCAUACAGAGAAAAUGCGUAGCAAACUUGCAGGAGAAAUGAAGCAAAAAGUUGAUGAUGAAGAUGAUCGUCUUGCCAAAGCUGUGGCUGAAAGAGAUGAUAAAAUAGCGAAGGAGGAGCAGGAUAAACGCGAGAAAGAGAUGCUCACCAGAAAAUCCAUUCAUGACCACAGAAUGAACACUAUAAAAGACAGAGAAAAGAAGAUUCAAGAAGAUCUUGAAAAUGAUUACCAUCUGUUGAAAAUUCGAGUGGAGUCUGAUAAAAAAAGUCAAAAAGAGGAGGACAUUAAACAGUCCAUGAAACGUGAUCAGGCUAAAAGGUUUCAGAAUAUCCACAAGGAUCAAAUUAAAGAAAAGGCGAAUCGUAAGAAUGAACAAGCAAAUGAGAAUCUAAAUUUUGAUCGCGAGAAUGCAAGGUUGAUGGCCGAAGAGGAAGCUCAGUUUCAAGAUUAUGCGAACAAAGUAUUGAGUGAACAAAAAAUCAAAGAUCCCCCUGGCAAUCAUUUCCCGUUAAUUAAAGCAGCAAAUGAAGGCCCAGGCGGGGGCCGUGGCCCCAGAUUUGAGGGAAGAAGUGGUUAUCGCCCAAGUUAUAUAGUCAGUGACAGUACAGGUGUACAACUGCCUAACUACUCCCAGGACACCGCUGCCCGCAGUAAAAUACAAGGACGCCCUGGACAAUCGUUCAAACGGCUUGGUUUUAACUGGUGAGAAUACCUAUAUAUAUUGAUGAACAUAAUGAAUUGAAUAUAUAUGUAAAUAAACUCUUUUGUUUUUAUCCGUGAACUCAGUCUUUGUAUUUAUUUUCCAUUAAUACCUGAUUGUUUUA
This is a messenger RNA of Dendronephthya gigantea, 2313 nucleotides long. Its product is annotated as coiled-coil domain-containing protein 173-like. Bases 540 to 2195 code for a protein of 551 amino acids. The transcript is spliced from 16 exons. NCBI's taxonomy places the organism in Eukaryota, Metazoa, Cnidaria, Anthozoa, Malacalcyonacea, Nephtheidae. The record is from RefSeq and is a predicted model, not a curated record.